Strongylocentrotus purpuratus (purple sea urchin) is the source of this 3393-nucleotide messenger RNA. RefSeq lists its product as uncharacterized. Gene Ontology annotation, molecular function: protein binding. The transcript is spliced from 2 exons. The record is from RefSeq and is a predicted model, not a curated record. Bases 848 to 2437 code for a protein of 529 amino acids. NCBI's taxonomy places the organism in Eukaryota, Metazoa, Echinodermata, Echinoidea, Camarodonta, Strongylocentrotidae.
AAUAUUUUCGCUCUAUAUCAGCAGUUAGAGAUCGGCAUUUGUCCAAUCAACUUUGACGUGAACAGAUUUAGUUCUUCUCGCACAAACCACGCCCACUCCUACUUGGUUGUUAUUUAUGCAUGUUGCAUGCACCUCUACAGUUUUAGAAAUCAGUUUAGAACUUACUGCUCGGCUUGAAGAUUCUGGACUUAUCUGCAGGUAGUGACGAGGCCAGAUCUGCAGUCUCGUCGAAUUCUCAACACAACCAGGUACAUGAAGGAUUUGACUCUCGGCUUGGACAAAUAAGACAGAACAUCCUUCAUUAAACACCAAAUUGAGUUCUACAAAUAUUACCGUCGUUUGUUUUGACGAUCUUGGGAAAGGUCUUUUGUAUGCGCAAUCAGAAACUUCAUAUUGUUGUUAGACUUGCAAACAAAGUCAAUUGUCCAAAUGCUUUUGUCUCUGCAUGGAACGUACAUUAUCAUUCUUCAGAUAUCACACUUCGCGUGCAUUUCCUUUAAAAGUUUGGAGUGCAAAGGGCUCUAAUUCGCUCUGUGAGAUUCAAACAUUGUCAAAGGACUUCACUUUCGCUCUCGUCAAAUCGUCAAAACAAGAUUUCUUGGUGUCAAAACAUUCAACUUUGCACCCAAGUCAGCUGAAGUGCUCUCGAAUGACGAAAUAGCAGACAUUUGUGCCUCAGAAAUCUCUCUGGUGUCGCGUUGCUAAGUCAUGUUUUUUCUAGGCACAUGAGUCACACGCUAGAACUUAUAAGUGCUCUUACAUUAUACUGUUGUAUUUCGCUCCACUUUCUGUCUGCUGUUACUACUACAGAAGUCAUGAUGGCCAUGCAAACUAAUAACGCUCAAUCAUGGCGUCUCGUCGUGACCAAGGCAUGUCCGGCAGGGACACCAAGACCAGACCUCCAUCAGCUCGUGUUGUAAGUCGUCGUUCCAGGUCAGCCUCAGCUUCAGGUCGGACAAGGCAGUGUCAGAACCGACGCGGGGUGAGCUGUGAGAGGGACACAAGUCUAGAUCGCGACGACCGGGUAAACGGGUAUUGCGGGAUUAGAUUGGACUUGAACUGCAUCCCAAUGUUGAAGUUUUCUCCUCCAAGGGCCUCGACGCCGAAGGGCGAGGGGCAGAGCCCUGUCUCACCUCCGGGCAAGAUGGCAGGCUUGUUAAACUCUCAAUUGAGUAUGUCUAGCGCGUCCUCUACUGUGAGUUCUAGCGGAAGCUCCACGUUGAUUGGCGCCCCUCGCGCGUCAGAUGUAAUGAGAAUACUCAAUGAUUUCCGCAAGGAUUGCCUACUAAGUGACUUGAUUUUGCAGUUCUCGACCGGCGAGAUCCAUUGUCAUCGGCUGGUCAUGGCUGCCAGCAGCCUGUACUUCCGCGGAAUGCUUUUUAGCGAAUCUGGACGAAUUUCGCGAAGAGAGAUCAUCCAGAUGCAGGGCGUGGAUAUGAACAUCAUGCAGUACUUGGUGGACUUUGCCUAUACUGGAUCAAUAAGCGGUAUGAGCAGAGACCGCGUCCGCAAACUUAAAGAACUAGCUUCCGUCUUCCGUUUCCCAGAGAUCGGUGAAGCCUGUCAUGUUUAUCUGGGCCGCUCUUUGAGAGAGAACCGAAACAGAUCAAAGACUCCUACCCGGGCACCCGGAAGGCAGAUCUUCCACCCUGGAAGUGGAAGGUCCAGUAGUGGAAGUGGAUUCAGUGGUAGCGAAACAUCUGAACUGUUUUCACCAAGUCCUCUGUUAGGUGCUUCGCCGUUGGUUGAGUCGCCUCAGACUGCGCAGGUAUCGCCAUUCCAGGAUCACAUAGUGACGAGUCCUAAGGCCAACGGUGCCAAGGAACUCUUAGAGGGUAUUGCAAGCCUCAAUGAAGCACUUGGUCGGAAGCAUCCAGAUGUCGGUAUUCUAUACUUACCUGAUCAUGUUACUUCAGUCAGUCGACGCAUAUCGGCAAGUAGUAGCGAAUCCUCUAACGACGCUCCAAGUUCAGCUUCAUCAGAACUGUUCUCUUUUGAAGAUCGAUCUUUUGCUAUUAAGAUGCUUCGAGAAUUUUACAAAAUUCGCAAGGAGGGUCAGCUCGUCGACGUUGUCCUGCGAACAGCCACGCGCGAUUUUCCGUGCCAUCGGGUUAUUCUUCAAGUCCACAGCCCAUCCCUUGGAGCAAUUUGCCAAAGAGAGCUUGAUGGCUCGAAAACAAUGGAUGUUUUCAUCAAGAGGAUCAACCCCGACACAUUGCAGAAGGUUCUGAACUAUUUCUACACCGGCAAGAUAGCCAUAUCGCAGCGAGACGUGAAGUCAGUCUUCAAGGCUUCAAAGAGGUUCGGUCUAGACGCUGUCCGUGAAGCUUGUACAGCCCUUGAUGAAAGCAUUGAUAGGAGUAGCGUCCAAACAGACGAUUCUGGAAUAUCAGCACCAAGCUCGCCAAAUUGCACGUUAGACUCGCCCGGUAUCUAAACAUGCUAAAUUUAAUUGUAGAAUACUUAAAUAAUAGGCUCAUUUGAUUAUUAUGUGUAUUUGAACCUUCAGCGAUGGAGGAGUGGGUGGGGCUUGUGGUGGUUGGGUGGGAGAGGGGAGGGGGCUGGUAGGUAAGGAAAGGGCACACUCCUAAUUUGUCCACGCCAAUUGCCACUUCUGGCUCUUGGCCCAUAAUACACUAUAUAGUUUAUUAAGAGUCAAGUUUAGGAUCGUUUAAAUUUUUCAUUGGUACAGGAGAAGGUCAAUUACUUUCCUCUGUUUUGUGUUUCAAGAACAAUCUAUUUUGUUGUGGUCUCGUUUUAUCAAAAGAUUGGUUUUCUUUUUAGAAUCUUCAAAGAUAGUCGCUUCAAUAAUUUUGUAGGUAUUUUCUCUUAGUUCACUUUGAAAUAGUUUUAAAAUUUGAGUGAGUUAGAUGUGAAGACACUUUCGUUCAUUAUAUGUUUUUGUUUAAUGAAAUAAUCAGGUCGUAAAAAACUGCUUUCUAAAAAGCAAGAUAAUUUUUUCCUGGUAUUAAAUCAUUUCUUGAGAGUAUCAUAUACCACGCUGUAUAGUAUGUAUUUAUGUACUAUUUCAUUUAUGACACUGAAACACUUAUGCAUUCGUACGUCUUUCUGACAGGAACUGUAAAGAUAAUUCUACAUAAUAAAUUAUUAUAGAAUGUUUCAAAAUACCAUAUAUAUGUUGCAUAUGUUUGUGUUGUAUCAUGUUGAUAUUCGUACGUACGAAAGAAUUAUAUAUUGUUUUAACUGAAAUAAUUUUAGUAUAAUAGUAUAUUAUUUUUUAUAACUGAAAAUGGAGGAAAAAUUUUACGUGGGUAAAUGCCGUUGCGCACGAGACGUCGUUACCUGCGCUAAUUAGACCUGUGUAGGUAAUUAGCGCAUACGCCAAUAAUUCAAUGUAAAAUUUGUUUUGCUUAUUUGCAUUCAUUAUCUCAA